CUGAGAGCCUCUAGGAAAACAAUAUGAUUUUCCAGAGGCUUCCGUUAAUUGCUAAAAAAAGGCCUAAUAAUAGUGUUUGAAGGGGAAAUUCGGAGUCCUCAUUGUUACGCCUUCUGAGCAAUCAAGAGGGGAUGGUGGAGCAGGGGCACGACUCGGAAUCUUAUAAAAGGGUGAGUCGCCAGCCAUCUAUCUUCUCCUCUACUUCCCUCACUCUUGGCUUUUGCUCUACGAUCCUCGAAUUGCAUCCGGACUUUUCUAAACCUCAAAACGUCUUACCUACACUCAACAAUCUUCCUCCAACCCCUCAUAUUCCCCGCCCAUCGACAUAAUGCCACCAGCCACCGUCCCAAGAGAACGCCUCCCCGCAAUCCGCACGGCGAACCACACGCUCAUCAGAUCUCUCGAAUCGCACCCAUCCUUCGCCUCCCAGCACUCCGCCCGCAGAGGCAAAAUCUACUUCAUCUGGGACUUCGCGCAACGCUCCGAAGCCAUGUUCAAAGCCCUAAUCGAAGGCACGGCGGCACCGGAUACGCCUGCGACGAGGGGCGUGGUUCCGCCUGUAGAGGUGGGAAGCAUGACCGCACGGCAGAGGAGGGAGUUGGAGAAUGAUGCUGUGGGUAGGUGUGUGAUGCUGCAUACGCUGAUCACGGAUACGACUGGGAUGUCGGCGAUGAUGUUUCAGGAGAGGCCAGGAGAGGGAGUGGAUGUGGGAGCGGAGGUCAGGAGGCGUCAAAGAAGGUUGUGGAGGCUAUUGAGGCCUCUGGGUAGACGGUGUCUGCUUGAGGAACCCUGCCGGAGAGUGAUUCGUCGUCCUGUGACGGACCAGAGUCGACUCUGG
Molecule: messenger RNA, 838 nt
Organism: Westerdykella ornata
Lineage: Eukaryota; Fungi; Ascomycota; Dothideomycetes; Pleosporales; Sporormiaceae
Exons: 2
Source: RefSeq, a predicted model, not a curated record